Messenger RNA from Bacillus rossius redtenbacheri, 3434 nucleotides. RefSeq lists its product as uncharacterized. The coding region runs from base 633 to 2765 and encodes 710 amino acids. The transcript has 2 exons. The record is from RefSeq and is a predicted model, not a curated record. Gene Ontology annotation, molecular function: protein dimerization activity. NCBI's taxonomy places the organism in Eukaryota, Metazoa, Arthropoda, Insecta, Phasmatodea, Bacillidae.
ACCUCCUUUACCAGUGUUGCCAAUCUGCGGGUAAUUACCCGAAUUUCGGGUAUUUUCAACUAGUGCGGGGAAAAUUGCGAGUAUUCUCUGGUUUCGGGUAAAAUGAGGGUAUUUUUGUACAAUGAGAAAUAACACUUUUGAUGAAGGGUAAAGUUUUUGCUGUAACCAUUGGAAAUAUGUGUUCCAGAUAAUAUUGUUCAACAUUAUAUAACCUAGAAUAUUUAUCAGUAUAUUUUAGCCCAGGAGGAAAUCAUUUAUGUAAUUAUAUCUAUGAUUGAACUUUUAACCUAAAAUUAUGCCUCAGUAAAUUAUCCUGAUAUCUGUGACUAUUAUUUAGACAUUGUUGUGGUGGUGUAUGGCUAUUACAUUCAGCUGGGAAUCAAUGAAGAGGGGGGAGGGGAGGGGCUAUCCCUCUCUUUCCUCCCAUCCGAUAAUGAAGACCACUUGGGAGGACAAGAGCCCUGACAGGCUUGUACCUCCCCCGCGCUGAGGGGCUGCGCCCCAGUGAUGAUCAAGCGGCGGUGUAUGGCUAUUGUUUUGCUGUGCGGGAAUUUGUUAUGAACUGUUAGGUUGCAUUCUAAACAUCAAUAUGCAUAUUGUCUGAACUAUAAAGUUUGAUUAUAAAUAACAAUAUGGAAAAGUGGCUAGGGCUACGUCAAAAUAGCGACCAAGAACCAAGUUGCAGCUCUCAGUCGGCAGAAAUAAGACUCCAUGAAUGCAAUCCAGACGCAAGUUUAGAUAUUAUAGCAGAAUCUGAAGAAAAACAAAGUCAUUGUGUUCUUAAAAACCCGAGAAAAAAGUUAAAAAUAAGUGGGAAAAUAAAAAGGACUAAUAAGUUUUGUGAUUCCUGGUUGCAAAUACCAGAACUCAAGUCCUGGUUACAAAAAUCCAACAAAACUAGCUUAGGCAAUGAGUUAGCGUACUGUACAGUAUGUAGAGUUGACAUAACUGCACACAAGAAUGAUAUCACUCGUCACAGUAAUUCGUCAAAACACCAGUUAAACUGGCAACAAGUAAGCACUUCACACAAACUGACGAGUUUAAAAUUUAUAACUUCAGACGAAGUUAAAAGAGCCGAAAUUAAAUUAGCUGGUUUGAUAGCUUCUAACAACCUACCAUUCUCAUUGGUUGAUACAUUAGUACCAUUAUGUGCAGAUAUUUUCCCUGACUCAAAGAUUGCAAAAAAUGUUACUUUGGGACGAACCAAAGCCACAGCAGUUGUGAAAGACGUUCUAGGUCCAGCUUUCCAAUCAAAAUUGCAUAAGCAUUUAGCUGAAGCUGGGACAUUUUUGUCAAUAAUUAUGGACGAAACCACUGACAUGAGUUCUGUGAAACAGUGCGCAUUUGCUGUAGUGUACUAUAAUAAUGAAACUCACAGUGUUGUAACAAGUUUCCUGGACAUGGUGAGUGUGACUUCUAGUGCAGCAACUGAUUUGUUUGAGUGCCUAAAAAAUUGCUUACAUCUGAAAAACAUUCCACUGUCAAAUAUUGUCGGCUUUUCUGCUGAUACAACAAAUGUGAUGGUUGGUGAACAUCAUUCUGUAUUUUCUUUGCUGAAAGAAAAUGUGCCAGGCAUUGUUUGCAUAAAAUGUUCAUGCCACAUGAUUCAUCUGGCUGCUUCAAAAGCUUGCUUAGUACUUCCUCGUUCAGUUGAAGAUUUGCUGAGAAAUCUUGGUGCUCAUUUUAGUAGGAGUUACAUAAGAAGAGAAAAACUGAGAGAAUUUCAAAUUUUUUUCCAAACAGAAAUUCAUAACAUUCUUUCUCCAGCUGUCACACGUUGGUUGUCACUGAAGGCUUGCAUUGACAGGGUUUUAGAGCAGUACUUAGCACUUGAAUCAUAUCUUAGAGAGUCUGUCUUUGAAGAUCCUUCAAGAACAACAGAAGAUAUGCUGAAGACCAUGGAAAACAAGUAUACUAAAAUGUAUAUGGAGUUUAUGUCAUAUGUUCUUGGUCUUUUGACAAAUUUCAACACGCUCUUUCAAGGUGAAAUGCCAUUGCUCCAUCGACUCAAAUCAGAAGUUGAAAGACUUCUGAAGACCCUAUGCUGUAAUUUUAUGAGUCCAUCAUAUGUUAAAGGCAUGGAUGUAUUGACAAUUGAACAUAAAAAUCCAUCAAACUAUGUUGCUUUAAAUAAAGUAUAUCUUGAAAUCCUUGCACAAAGUAGUUUGGACAAACUUACAGAAGAUAAGAAUGUUCGUGAAAAUGAUUUACAGUUUUUUCUAAAAUCAUGCCUCCAGUUUUAUGUCGAGCUUGUAUCACAGAUCAAAAGUAGGUUUGAUUUUAGUGACAAAGUGUUUGAUGUUGUCAACAUAGUUGAGCCUUGUGUUGCCCAGUCUUUAGAGAUUCCAUCAAUUAUGCCAGUUCUGAAGCGUUUUCCUAUAUUAAAUGACCAUGUAAGUGCUCAAGCUGUAGACCAUGAAUGGCGGCAACAUGCGAUGUUAGACCAUGCAAAACUUGGUCUUGAUAGUUCGAAACCAGCAGAGGAGUAUUGGAAGGAUGUUUUCAAUCUCAAGAAUGCAGCUGGAGCGAAACUCUUCGAAAAUCUGGAAAAGGUAUUGGGACUUCUCUUGGUUCUUCCAUUCUCCAAUGCAUGCGUGGAAAGACUUUUCAGCACACUUAGAAACAUCAAGACAUAUCACAGAAACAAACUAUCAAAUGAUACUUUGGUAGCUUUGAUUAGUUCAAAGGAAGGUAUUGAAGCCGAGGGAGGCUGUGUUUCAUUCAAUCCCAGCAAGACAAUGGUGAACACAAAACUGUGGAACUGAAACUACAGAACAUAUGGUGUUUUUAUAGUAAAUUUAUACGAUUUAAAUUACAGUGUAAUUUUAUAAGGCAAUUGGCCAUAAUAGAAGUUGUUUUAUGUAGUGCUUAUUAUGUUCCAAUUAUAUUUGUAUUUAUUUAAUAAUUUAAAUGUGUACAUACCUACAUAAAAAAAUAUUUUUAAUGCUUUGUAGACAGCCAUUUAUUAUACGAUAAAUACCUACUUUCAAAAUGGUUAAAAAGCUCACAGCAUGAAAUUCUUGUUUUGAUAAAACUGUAUAAACGAUAAGUUUUACGUUCCAGCUAGAUGUUAAACAGGUAUUGAUGUUCUCGUUCAAGCUCUUGUGGGUGUCCGCCCUUAGUUACAAUUUUUUUUAGGAGUGCGGGUAAAAGCGGGUAUUUUUGCUUUCACAUGAGGGUAAAAAUGAACACCUGCAUUGGCAACACUGUCCUUUACUUUUACUGGCGGAAUUUCAAUAACCCUAGAGUUGGGCUUCGGAAAAUUGGUUGAUUUUUCGGAGAUAGGUGCUCUAUUAUGGUUCUCAAAUAAUUUAAAAAAAAUUGUGUAAACGGAAGCUUAGUUACCUACUUUUAAAAUAGUCAAAAAUGAAGCAUCGAACACCCAAAAUAAUUUCAAUUACUCUAGAGUUCGGCUACAGAACAUAGGUUGAUUU